Choloepus didactylus (southern two-toed sloth) is the source of this 2219-nucleotide messenger RNA. RefSeq names its product RAB interacting factor (gene RABIF). The transcript is spliced from 2 exons. Gene Ontology annotation, cellular component: cytosol; membrane. The coding region runs from base 63 to 434 and encodes 123 amino acids. Lineage: Eukaryota; Metazoa; Chordata; Mammalia; Pilosa; Megalonychidae. Gene Ontology annotation, molecular function: guanyl-nucleotide exchange factor activity; zinc ion binding. The record is from RefSeq and is a predicted model, not a curated record. Gene Ontology annotation, biological process: post-Golgi vesicle-mediated transport; small GTPase-mediated signal transduction.
AGAGCUAGCAGAAGACGGCGCCUGCGCGGUAGCGGCCAACAAGGGCUGUGGCGGAAGCGGCAAUGGAACCAGGGGAGCAGCUGAACGAAUUAGUGUCAGCAGAGGGCCGAAACCGGAAGGCGGUGUUGUGCCAACGCUGUGGCUCCCGGGUGCUGCAACCAGGGACCGCUCUCUUCUCCCGCCGGCAGCUUUUCCUUCCCUCCAUGAGGAAGAAACCAGCUCUGGCUGAUGGCAGCAAUCCUGAUGGUGAUCUCCUCCAGGAACACUGGCUGGUUGACGACAUGUUCAUCUUUGAGAACGUGGGGUUCACCAAGGACGUUGGCAACAUCAAGUUUCUGGUCUGCGCAGACUGUGAAAUUGGACCAAUUGGCUGGCAUUGCCUGGAUGACAAGAACAGUUUCUAUGUGGCCUUGGAACGGGUUUCCCAUGAGUAACUGAGGGGAGGGGGCCUCAACUCUACCUCCAGCUAUAAAAGCUACUCCCCAUAAGAACUGACAUUUAGCCAUUUCUGUACUAAUAUAAAAUUGAGUACCAACAAGUCCACUUAACACGUGCAAUGGGUUAAUCCUCCUUCCUUAAAGCCUCAAGCGCAUGCGUCUUGCUUAAUUAGCCUUGUGUCACAACAUUUUCUCAUCUCCCUUUCUUCCAGUUUUGGAACACUGGAGUACCUCCACAAAUCUGUUCUCAUCCCUAGCGUUCUGCCUGGGCUCCAUUUUACCCAGGGGCUCCGUGGUUUCUUGCUCUAGAAGAUGAGUGGUCAACCUUUUAGCCAUAAUGACACGUGACAGAUAAUGCUCAUGUGCUGAUAGUUGGAACUCCACCCUUUUCUCUGUCUUUCAAGAAAGCAUAUAUGAAUACAAGUGUCUGAGAGUGACUUUGUAGUAUGGCUAACCUUGUAUCUGCAGUAAUUUGUUCUUUUAAAGGGUAUAAUUCUUAGAAACUUUGGUAUUUAAACCACUAAUCAGAAACACAUUAUUUUGGACACACCUCUAAUAUACCUCUAAUGCCAUGUUUGAGAGCCUCUUCUCUAGAUUUAUCAUGACAUUUUAUUGUAAUGAGGAAGGAACUCAGCCCAUCUUCCCUUCAAAUCCUGAUGAGGUUUCUCUUUAUUAUUUCUUUUCAACCCUAGUGACAGCCACCUCAAGAAAAACUCAGCCCUAGCUGUUUUCCCAGGAUCUCUUAGAAUCAGAGUAAAAGGUAUUGGAUAUUUGAGGGACAGGCCUUUGCCAAAUUAUACAUGAGUUUAUAGGUCUGUCUCUUCUGAACCGGUAACAUCUUUGGUUCUAAGGAAAAACUUUCUAAAUGGAUACCAUCUUUUACUGAAUUUACCAGGCAUGGUCUCCACAGAGUUUUGGUUGAAUCAGAAUUUCUACACUAAUCCAGCAUACAAACUUUUCAUUCAGAUUCUUCUAUUUCUAUAGCUGUGAGGUUGAGCUUACAGUUUAAUGUUGGCAUGAUUACAUGUUUAACCCUUCUAUUCUGAAAUGACUCGCCAUCUUAUAAUCUGUACACCAAGGUUUCAGGUCCUCCCAACAUCUCUACCUCUAAGAUUCAGGAGGCCUAGAAUUGAAAUAAGGACUAAAUAGAGACCUCACCAUCCACAGUCAUUCCUUUGCAUCUGUUUUUUUUGGUUGCUUCCUUCUUCCUUCACCCUGAAACACAUUAUUAGGGCUCCCCCACUAAAGUGAGGACUUUGGGCACAGUGCUGUAACCAACCUUCCCCCCUAGAAAAGUGGCUUCCUUCUCCAGUCAGGAAGCCUGAAUGAUCUCUAGCAGAAAAUCAGAGAACUGUGUUUUCCAGACAAAUGGUCAGAUGUUCGUUAUUAUAGCACUUUUAGAAAAACAACUGGGAAAAUUAACCACUCAGGUCAGAAGGAGCAAAACCAAGUAGAUGCCUCUAGGGGCAUAUGGCCCCCUACAUCACAAGUCAAAUCUCAGCAAAGCAUUUUUUUAUAAUUAGGCUUUAAUUUUUUUUUUUUUUUAAAUUACAGAAGGUGUACACAUUCAAUACAGAAAAAUAAAUGUGAAGGUGGGCAUAAAAUUUUUAAAAAUCAUUCAUACUUACCACCCAGAGAUUGCCAGUAGUAAUGUGGUGUCUACCUUUUUUGUUGUUGUUGUUAUAUAGUUAUACAGUCAUUAUCAAAGAUCAGGGCUACUGGAUUACAGUUCAACAACUUCAGGUAUUUCCUUUUGUCUAUUCUAAAACACUAGACACUAAA